Molecule: messenger RNA, 1189 nt
Organism: Rosa chinensis
Lineage: Eukaryota; Viridiplantae; Streptophyta; Magnoliopsida; Rosales; Rosaceae
Product: trichome differentiation protein GL1
Exons: 3
Coding region: 242-1189 (315 amino acids)
Source: RefSeq, a predicted model, not a curated record
UAUAGGACCCCAGACCCCUCAUACCAGACCAGGCCCCAACCCAUAGUCACAGAUCAAAUGCUCAAUGUAGUCCGAUCCUAUACAUAAAUAAAACCAUGCACGAGGACUAGCCCUCAGACCAGUCGGUGUUCUGUAAUUAUCUCUGUAUAUAUAGAACCACCCACUCACAUUCCUCUUCAUUACUUAAUUUAGAGAGAGAGAGAGCUAGUGAGUAGUCGUGUGUAAGAGACCAAGAGUUUUAAUGGAAAACAAAAGAGUGAAAGCUUUGCAGCCAGAGCAACCAAAUAGUUGGAACAAGAAGAACUUGUGGAGGCCAGAGGAGGACUUGAUUUUGAAGAAGUACGUGGAGACUCAUGGUGAAGGAAACUGGGCAACUGUUUCCAAGCGAUCAGGUUUGAAUCGGAAUGGAAAGAGCUGUAGGCUAAGAUGGAAGAACUACUUGAGACCCAACAUCAAACGUGGAGACAUGUCCCAGGAGGAGGAAGACCUCAUUAUCCGAAUGCAUAAGCUUCUUGGCAACCGUUGGUCACUGAUUGCUGGUCGGCUUCCUGGUCGAACGGAUAAUGAAGUGAAGAACUACUGGAAUACCCAUUUGAACAAGAACAACACCGCCUGCCACUGCCCCGCACCGGCACCUGGAGGCAGGCGCGGCCGCAAAAGAAAAACCAAUGAUCAUGACCACUACUCGGACGAUACUCAUCACCAUCAAGACAACUGCCAAUGUAGUAACAAAAGGAGCAAAAUCAUCAGCAGUACUGAAACAACUAAGACCGAAAGCAUCACUCGUGAAGAGGAACCGAAAUAUGGAAUUAGCAGCAAAGAGGACGAUCAAAGUAGUAGUAGUAUCAUGAGCACUAUGACAGCAACAAGUUACCCAUACUGGAUGGGUGACUACAGUAGUAACACAGAUCAGAGCUUGAAUUUCGACUACGCAGACAUAGACCAUCAGUAUUCGCCAAGCAGCAGCUGGGUUCAGUACUACCUGCCUACAAUUACAAACAACAAUGCAACAUCGUCGUCGACAUUUGUGUUCGAUGACGAGCCUUUCAUUGCCUAUAUGGAUUCUUUUCUCUUGCUCGAAGCAGCAUUUGGAUGCACCAGUGCUGCCACUGCUACUAGUGAGGGAAUGCAAUCAUCAGUUAUGAUGCCAUUAUCAUCUGCUAAUGAUCCUCAUUCCCCACACUUCUAG